CAAAGUGAUGGCUAUCGAACUUUAUCCUUGUCCGGGCAUGUUGGUUUUGGUAGUUUACCUGAUCAACUGGUUAAAAAAUCCAUCAAGCAGGGAUUCUGCUUCAAUAUUCUUUGCAUUGGAGAGACUGGAAGUGGGAAGUCAACCUUGAUAAACAGUUUGUUUAACACCAAUUUUGAUGACCCUGUGUCAACGCAUUUUCUGCCAAAUGUGCGACUUAGAGCCCAGACUUACGAACUCCAGGAAAGUAAUGUGCUUUUGAAGCUGACCAUUGUAAAUACAGUGGGAUUUGGUGACCAGAUAAACAAAGAAGAUAGCUAUCAGCCAAUAGUGGAUUAUAUAGAUGCACAAUUUGAAGCCUUUCUCCAGGAAGAGCUGAAAAUUAAACGUUCUUUAUUUAGCUACCAUGACACUCGCAUCCAUGUCUGCCUCUAUUUCAUUUCACCUACAGGCCACUCCCUAAAAACCUUAGAUUUGUUAACCAUGAAAAGCCUAGACAGCAAGGUGAACAUUAUACCAAUUAUAGGCAAAGCAGACAGCAUUUCUAAAACCGAACUACAGAAGUUCAAGAACAAAAUCAUGAGUGAAUUAGUUAGUAAUGGCGUCCAGAUAUACCAGUUCCCAACUGAUGAUGAAACCGUUUCUAAAACUAAUACCAUCAUGAAUGGGCAUUUGCCAUUUGCUGUAGUAGGAAGUACAGAAGAGGUGAAAAUUGGAAACAAAAUGAUGAGAGUUCGUCAAUACCCGUGGGGCAUUGUACAAGUGGAAAACGAGAACCACUGUGACUUUGUAAAGCUUCGUGAGAUGCUUAUUUGCACAAAUAUGGAAGACUUAAGAGAGCAGACUCACGCACGGCAUUAUGAGUUGUACAGGCGCUGCAGACUGGAAGAGAUGGGCUUCAGAGACACUGGCCCAGAUAACGAACCAGUCAGUCUACAGGAAGCCUAUGAGGCAAAGAGGCACGAGUUCCGCCUUGAACUGCAAAGAAAAGAGGAGGAGAUGAGACAACAGUUUGUGCAGAGAGUGAAGGAGAAAGAAGCAGUAUUGAAAGAAGCAGAGCAAGGGAUACAGACUAAAUUCGAGCAUCGUAUGCUAAUGCAUCAAGAAAUGAAACAGAACUUAGAGAAAAAGAAAAAAGUUCUAGAAGAUGAAAUAGCUAUGUUUAUUGAGAAGAAAGCUGAUGGUGAAUUGCGCCAAUCACAAGCAUCUGUCUCUACCCCUGUUGUUAGUUUGAAGAGAGACAAGGACCGCAAAACAUCAUCUCCAGGUUACAGUGCCUCCGACACGCUGUUAAACGACCACCACAUGUGGGCUUUGGCAAACCGCCAGCCGCUGGCAGAGGCAAGGUACGGAUACAGCUACGAACAGCCUUUCAUUCUUUCAUUCCUCAAGAGCCGAUGUCUUUCUAAAUGCUCUCACAAUCGCAUUAUGGAAUUGCUUUCUCAUUCUGCUUCACCCGAAUAG
Messenger RNA from Tauraco erythrolophus (red-crested turaco), 1461 nucleotides. Lineage: Eukaryota; Metazoa; Chordata; Aves; Musophagiformes; Musophagidae. The record is from RefSeq and is a predicted model, not a curated record.